Messenger RNA from Miscanthus lutarioriparius, 1740 nucleotides. NCBI's taxonomy places the organism in Eukaryota, Viridiplantae, Streptophyta, Magnoliopsida, Poales, Poaceae. The record is from the annotation of a GenBank genome assembly.
AUGGACGACAUGAGGAUGAGGUACAGAAGUGUGAUACGCACUGUCGUCCCAACUCAAGUCGGAAAUGUGAUAACUCAUCAGCUGACGGCUGGUGUAUGUGUCUGUCUGUACUUUGCGAUGCAAAUUUCUAGUUUUGGGGUGUUUAGUUUUACCCCCGAGAUCUCAGCCCCACCACUACCAUCGGACGGCUGCCUAGAGCCACCGCCAGUUCGGGUCGGGACCGGACACCACUCUAGGAUCAGCCUGCACAGUUCCCGGCUUCCCGCUGCCACCGCCGCCGCGGGCAGCCCGGCCGUCGGUCUCUUCGUCCCCGCCCCGCUUGCGAGAAGAGCGACGCGUUUCCCCUUCGAACCCUCGCCUACCGUGGGUGACGCCUUGUGGUACCGGCUGGAGAUGGUGAAGAUAGUGACGUACAACGUGAACGGGCUGCGGCCGCGGGUGGCGCAGCACGGCUCGCUCCGCCGCCUCCUCAACGCCCUCGACGCCGACAUCAUCUGCUUCCAGGAGACCAAAUUGUCAAGGCAGGACCUAUCUGCAGAUGUCAUUAUGGCUGAAGGAUAUGAGGCCUUUGUUUCAUGCAAUCGCUCUUCAAAAGGUCGUGGAGCAUACUCGGGUGUUGCAACGUUUUGCCGAGUAACAUCAUCAUUUUCCAGUCAGGAGGUUGCUUUGCCAGUAGCAGCUGAAGAAGGCUUUACUGGACUUCAGGACUAUGCAAAAAAUAGUGAAACUGUUGGGGAUUUCAUUAUUGCAAUGCCUGUCGAGGAGGAAGGUCUUGGUGAAAUCACAAGAGAGGACCUCCUAAGGGUGGACAAUGAGGGGCGGUGCAUCAUCACUGAUCACGGGCAUUUUGUUCUUUUCAACAUAUAUGGCCCAGCUGUUGAAGAAGAUGACAAAGAGCGGGUUUGUUUUAAGCUACUGUUUUACAAGAUACUGCAGAAAAGAUGGGAACAUCUAUUGGCUCUUGGAAAGAGAGUCUUUGUUGUUGGUGAUUUGAAUAUUGCUCCUGCUUCUAUAGACAGGUGUGACGCGCCACCUGGCUUUGAGAAGCAAAUGUUCCGAGAAUGGCUGAGAUCCAUGCUGAGAGAACACGGAGGUCCCUUUUUUGAUGCUUUUAAAUCAAAACACCCUGAAAGGUGGAAAGGGGGAAGAAGUAGUAAGCUAGAAGGAUCUGAUCAUAUUCCAGUUUAUAUUUUACUGAAAGAAAUACCUGAACUUCCAGUUCAGCUGCAAGAUAUCUUCCAGAGGUCUGUGGAUGGCAACAAAGUAUUGUAUCAUUCCUUGGUAAAGGGAAAAUUUAUGAGCUGCAAAAUGCUGCAAAAUAUGAUUCAGUCCGAAGAUACAGUAGUCGGUAGCUACUGUAGUGAUGGCUUGGAGAAUACAAUUAUAGCUAAGGAAGGACUGACAACUGGUAUAACUGAGUUUGCAAAAGGUCAUAACCUUCCUAGUUUGAUGUGCAAGGGACAAAUCUUGAUCAAUGGACAAAUGAAGUGCACAACGUCAGCUGCAAAAGAUCAGGAUAAUACAAAUGUAUCAUCCUGUUCACUUUCAACAGACAAGUCUAAUGCUGCAGCAUUAGAGUGGCAGAGAAUACAACAAAAGAUGAAGAUGACGCUACCAGGUUGCAAAGGGCAUAGUGAACCAUGCAUUCCGAGAUCUGUGAAGAAGGGCCCUAAUAUAGGCCGUUUGUUCUAUGUUUGUGCUCGUGCUCAAGUACACAUGUACUCACAAUUUCCUGCUUAG